This is a messenger RNA of Neoarius graeffei (lesser salmon catfish), 4692 nucleotides long. RefSeq names its product anoctamin 3 (gene ano3). Gene Ontology annotation, cellular component: plasma membrane. Gene Ontology annotation, molecular function: protein dimerization activity; chloride channel activity. The coding region runs from base 16 to 2949 and encodes 977 amino acids. Lineage: Eukaryota; Metazoa; Chordata; Actinopteri; Siluriformes; Ariidae. The transcript is spliced from 26 exons. The record is from RefSeq and is a predicted model, not a curated record. Gene Ontology annotation, biological process: chloride transmembrane transport.
CAGCCGGACGCCACUAUGGUGCAUCAUUCCGGAUCAAUACAGUCCUUCAAGCAGCAAAAGGGCAUGCACACCAGUAUCAGCGAGAUCCUGAAGGAGAAGAGCCUGAAGCCGUCUCGUCGCAGUCUGCCCUGUCUAGCUCAAAGUCAAACACAUCCUCACAACCUCAGCCACUUCCUGUCUGUGCCUCUGGAUCCGGAGCCUGAGCCCAAAGCAAACACAAACACUCACAGCGUCCAUGCCUCGUGUACACACAUCACGCCUCCAUCCACAGAUGUUAAUAAUGGCCAGUAUGUAGAGGAGAUGGAGACAGCAGUAUAUGAGUCUAGAACAGACGAGUCGCUCCUCAUCCAGCAGAAGCCUGCAUCAAGAGGCAAGCUGGAAGCUCGUAUGGACUCUGUACGGGGAACUAAUCCAGCAAGUGCCAAAGGGCUUUUGUUUCGAGAUGGGAAGAAACGAAUUGACUAUAUUCUGGUGUAUAAGAAGUCCAGUCCUCAGGUUGAGAAGAGGUGCACUUUUGAGAAGAACCUGCGUGCAGAGGGACUGAUGCUGGAGAAAGAGCCCUCUUUAACCAACAAUGACAUAAUGUUUGUAAAGAUACACGCUCCAUGGGACACGCUGUGUAAAUAUGCAGAGCAAAUGAACAUCAGAAUGCCUUUCAGGUACAGAAAAAAGUGCUACUUCUCAGACUGGAAAAAGAAGACAAUGGGAAGUCGAUUUCAUUUGAGAUGCCGUCAAAUAAAGAGUUGGCUGCCUAGGAACCCGAUGAAGCUGGAUAAGGAGGCGUUGCCUGAUCUGGAGGAGACAGAUUGCUACACUGCCCCCUUCAGCAGGGCCAGAAUGCAUCAUUUUACCAUCAACAACAGAGAUUCCUUCUUCUCCAACUCCACGAGAAGCAGAAUAGUGCACCAUGUAUUGCAGCGCACCAAGUAUGAGGACGGCAAGUCAAAGAUGGGUAUCAACCGGUUACUUGGCAAUGGCACAUAUGAGGCUGCAUUUCCCCCUCAUGAGGGCAGCUACAAGAGCAGACACCCAAUAAAGACCCAUGGGGCUCAGAACCACAGGCACCUGCUCUAUGAGCGAUGGGCUCGCUGGGGCAUCUGGUACAAAUACCAGCCUUUAGACCUUAUACGACGGUACUUUGGGGAAAAGAUUGGCCUGUAUUUUGCAUGGUUGGGUUGGUACACAGGUAUGCUGAUCCCCGCAGCAUUGGUUGGUGUUUUUGUCUUCCUCUAUGGCCUCUUCACCAUGGACUCCAGCCAAGUGAGUAUAGAGAUCUGUGAGGCCAACACCACAAUCAUGUGUCCCAUGUGUGAAGUGAACUGCAGCGCCUGGAAACUCAGUGACAGCUGUAUCUAUGCAAAGGUAACUCAUCUGUUUGAUAAUGGUGGCACAGUCUUCUUUGCCAUUUUCAUGGCAAUAUGGGCUACAGUCUUCCUUGAAUUCUGGAAAAGAAGGAGAGCAGAACUGACUUAUGACUGGGAUUUAAUUGACUGGGAGGAGGAAGAGGAAGAACUACGGCCCCAGUUUGAAGCAAAGUACUCACGGAAGGAGAGAGUGAACCCCAUCUCAGGCAAACCAGAACCUUUCCAGCCAUUCAGUGACAAACUCAGUCGCCUCAUGGUCUCUGUGUCCGGGAUCUUCUUCAUGAUCUCCCUGGUGCUGACAGCAGUGUUUGCUGUGGUGGUUUUCCGGCUUAUUGCUAUGGAGAAGUUCGCCUCCUUCCAGUGGGAGUUUAUAAAGAAGAACUGGCAGUUUGCCACCUCUGGCACUGGAGUCUGCAUCAACUUCAUGAUAAUCAUGUCUCUCAAUGUGGUUUACGAGAAAGUGGCCUAUCUGUUGACAAAUCUAGAACACCCACGGACCGAGUCCGAAUGGGAGAACAGCUUUGCCCUUAAGAUGUUUCUCUUCCAGUUCGUCAACCUCAACAGCUCCACCUUCUACAUUGCUUUCUUCCUAGGAAGGUUUGCAGGCAGACCUGGAGAUUAUAAUAAGCUAUUUAACCGCUGGAGAAUGGAGGAAUGCCAUCCUAGUGGCUGUCUGAUUGAUUUAUGCUUGCAAAUGGGAGUGAUCAUGGUGUUAAAACAGAUUUGGAAUAACUUCAUGGAGCUGGGCUACCCGCUGUUACAGAACUGGUGGUCUCGGCGGAAGAUGAGGCGAGCAGGAGAACAGAAUAAUGUGGAAAGCAAAGAGCAGCUUCCUCAGUGGGACAAAGACUGGAACCUGCAGCCCAUGAAUGCCCACGGCCUGGUUGAUGAAUACCUAGAAAUGGUGCUCCAGUUUGGUUUUACGACCAUCUUUGUGGCGGCAUUUCCUCUGGCUCCUCUGCUGGCUCUGCUCAACAACAUCAUUGAGAUCAGACUGGAUGCAUACAAAUUUGUGACACAGUGGAGGAGACCCAUGCCAGCCAGAGCGACUGAUAUUGGAAUUUGGCAUGGUAUCCUGGAAGGCAUUGGUGUGGUGGCUGUCAUUACCAACGCAUUUGUCAUUGCCAUCACAUCUGACUACAUUCCUCGAUUUGUCUAUGCCUUCAAAUAUGGACCCUGUGUGGACAAGGGCUACCAGCAUGACCAAUGCCUGAGAGGAUAUAUGAACAGUAGUCUCUCUGUGUUUGACAUGGGAGACCCAAAGAACGGAAGUCAAUAUGGAACACGAUACUGCAGGUAUCGGGACUACAGAGCUCCCCCAUGGAGCUCACAGCCCUAUGAGUUCACCCUGCAGUUCUGGCAUGUGCUCGCUGCCAGACUGGCCUUCAUCAUCGUCUUUGAGCACCUGGUGUUUGGCAUUAAGACCUUCAUUGCUCAUCUGAUCCCGGACAUGCCUAAAGACCUGUGUGAACGUAUGCGCAGGGAGAAGUACCUCAUGCAGGAAAUGAUGUAUGAAGCAGAAUUGGAGCACCUGCAGAAGGAGAGGAAGAAAAAUGGCAAGCGUUAUCACCACGAGUGGCCUUAGCUGUGCCCAGCAGAUGGACGUAUCAUAUGCACAUCCAUGCACACACCAAUAAAUAAAUAAUCAAUGCGGGAGCAGAUACGAGUACAGACACAGAGGACGACCGUGCAGGAACUGCAAAUUAUUUGCAUUUAUUCAUGCAUGCAUGUCCAUGCCGCAGCUUUGGAUAGCUAAGCUUUACUGACCAAACCCUCAACACAUGCUACCCACUUUGAUUGCUGGUUUUCUUUGCUGGUGAAUCAAAUAGUGAGGCUGAAGUUCUUUGAAGAACAGUCGCUCUUGAGUGGACAGCCCUGCUCUGCACCAAAGAGCUUCUUCCAAGACUCUUGCCUGAGGCCUUCCCAUCAUCUUCUCUGGUCUCUGAAUUUUUUUUCUGGCUGAAUAUCAGAGUCCUGGAUGAGAUUUUACUUUUAUCCUCUCUUCUACCACUCCUUCAGUGUUUUGCCUCUGCUGGCUUCUUUGCUCUUUUCUGAACUAUGUCUUGUUUUUCAAAAGGGAACAGGAUGCAAUUGUAUUGUUUACUAUGCAGAAGAAGGGCUUUGGAGUUUGUCCUCAAUGUCCACACCUUUGUCACACUCCAUAGCUCCUUUUUCUCUCACUAUUUUUCUCUUUUUCUCGGGCAGCUAACAAACCGCUAUCAGCUACACAUUAUCUAAAUCUCUGUGCAGUUUGGCCUUUGUGUUAAUGCUUGGUUGUUCAAAGAACAAGGCCUGGCUUUUUCCUUUUUUGCCGCUCAUUACAAUUUACAAAUUGCUCUUCAUAGAAAAGUGACUUUUCAGGUAAUGUGGAUACCAGUUUAUGCAAAAAUACAGCAAAUUGAUAUAAACAUCACGUACCAACCUGACAUAGCAUGCAGAUUCAACAGUCUAAAAUCCACAAAAAAAAAAUGUUUGUGUUACUUUUAUUCUUCAGUGUUUUGUAGAUUUAUUUGAAAUUACUCAUUGUUUUUAUUAUGUUCUUGGUCUUGCAGCAGGAUGUGUUCUGUGUAUGCUAAUAAGCAGAUGCCUGAUGGCAUUUUUCUGGUUGUGGGCUGACUGGGACUGUGUUUUGCUGUGUGCUGAAUGGUGAUUCAGAAUGUUUUUGCUCAAGGUGUGGUUUGUAUGCUUAUAAGUGGUACAGGACUCAUUCAUCUAUGUGCAUCCCCACAGGCUUGGGCCCUCAGAAAAAAGGGUAGAUUAGAUUAAAAGAUUUUUUUUUUAAAUAGGUUUUGGUUAUAAUUAGAAGACAAGAACAAGCUUCACUCACUCACAGCAGAUCUGUGUAGAAGGCAUAGGCAAAUGUACAACUGAAAGUAACAUGUUUAAGACGUUUAUACGUAGCACUAGGAAGUGAUAGCAUUUGGUUUGUUGUAUUAUAAACGCACCAAUUUGAAAAAGCUUUCUUUUUUAUGUCAUGCCAGCUACUGGAAUGUGACAUUUCAGAAUUUAAUAUAAAGCCCUUGUGUUCUGUUCAUGCCAAAUAACCCAUUAUACAUACAAGCAUACUGUAAGUUGGCCUAAUGGUUAGUGUGUCUGCCUCUCGAUCAGGAGAUUGUGAGUUCUGUUAACGGUUGGGUCAUGCCAAAGACCAUCAUAAAAAUGGUACCUACUGCUGUCUGGCAAGGCACGCUGCAAUACAGAUGUGAGUGGGUAGUCAAACUCUCACAGUUACCAGAGGACUAGCUCCCCACUGUAACCCUAGCUAUGUAAUAGGCGAGAGGCCGAGGGCUAUGGAAACAGAGAUCAGUGCUGCCACAUGGUGUGGGAA